GCGUAAACGCGUCUUAACAUCAUGUCGCAUCAUCUCUUCCUCCUCUCCCCGUCAGAUACGCCUCUCUAUAGCCUCACACACCACUCUACGAAACCUGUUCCAAGCACAACCUCGCCUCUUGCAUCCAAUCUGCCGACAUGGUCAACAUCGGCGUUUGCUGGAACACUUACGGCGCUGUCAGGCGCGUCAAGCGCAACGCAACACACAACCGGUGGGGGUGUUCGGAUGGGGGGAGGACAGGACCGACAUGUGAUCCAGAUGAUUGCCAACGCGAGUCUUGAUGCGAUUGAGGAUACGAUGCGCAAAGAGAAUACAAUGUAUUUAAAAUCGGUGGACAAGUUUAAUGAAUGGACGGUGUCUGCGUUUGUUACAGCUGGAAACAUGAAGUUUGUGCUGCUGCACGAAGGCAAGAACGACGAAGGGAUCAGGGGAUUCUUUGCAGAGGUGUGGGAGUUGUACGUGAAGACGAUGAUGAACCCAUUCCACACGGCUCACAGUACAAUCCGAAGCAAUGUUUUUGACAGUCGAGUGCGGGCUAGUGCGAGAAAGUAUUUAUAGACAUUAAGUGUGACGUGUGUGAUGUGUUGUCUGCAUUGAUUGUGACAUGUGUGACGUGUUGUCCCUCUCUCUCUUACUCUCUCUCUUCUGUCACUGUCUGUGUCCACCCUUUUUACCUUUGUCUCUUUUCAACUUUUUAAAUAAUAUAUCAUCCAAAAUC
This is a messenger RNA of Laccaria bicolor S238N-H82, 718 nucleotides long. RefSeq names its product transport protein particle complex subunit. The record is from RefSeq and is a predicted model, not a curated record. Lineage: Eukaryota; Fungi; Basidiomycota; Agaricomycetes; Agaricales; Hydnangiaceae. The coding region runs from base 22 to 558 and encodes 178 amino acids. The transcript has 4 exons. Gene Ontology annotation, cellular component: cytoplasm; nucleus; TRAPP complex. Gene Ontology annotation, biological process: endoplasmic reticulum to Golgi vesicle-mediated transport.